This is a messenger RNA of Homo sapiens (human), 1526 nucleotides long. RefSeq names its product galactokinase 1 (gene GALK1). The record is from RefSeq and is marked reviewed. NCBI's taxonomy places the organism in Eukaryota, Metazoa, Chordata, Mammalia, Primates, Hominidae. The transcript is spliced from 9 exons. Gene Ontology annotation, molecular function: kinase activity; galactokinase activity; phosphotransferase activity, alcohol group as acceptor. Gene Ontology annotation, biological process: beta-D-galactose catabolic process via UDP-galactose, Leloir pathway; carbohydrate phosphorylation; galactose metabolic process. Gene Ontology annotation, cellular component: cytoplasm. Bases 57 to 1235 code for a protein of 392 amino acids.
AUCCCGCGCCGACGGGGCUGUGCCGGAGCAGCUGUGCAGAGCUGCAGGCGCGCGUCAUGGCUGCUUUGAGACAGCCCCAGGUCGCGGAGCUGCUGGCCGAGGCCCGGCGAGCCUUCCGGGAGGAGUUCGGGGCCGAGCCCGAGCUGGCCGUGUCAGCGCCGGGCCGCGUCAACCUCAUCGGGGAACACACGGACUACAACCAGGGCCUGGUGCUGCCUAUGGCUCUGGAGCUCAUGACGGUGCUGGUGGGCAGCCCCCGCAAGGAUGGGCUGGUGUCUCUCCUCACCACCUCUGAGGGUGCCGAUGAGCCCCAGCGGCUGCAGUUUCCACUGCCCACAGCCCAGCGCUCGCUGGAGCCUGGGACUCCUCGGUGGGCCAACUAUGUCAAGGGAGUGAUUCAGUACUACCCAGCUGCCCCCCUCCCUGGCUUCAGUGCAGUGGUGGUCAGCUCAGUGCCCCUGGGGGGUGGCCUGUCCAGCUCAGCAUCCUUGGAAGUGGCCACGUACACCUUCCUCCAGCAGCUCUGUCCAGACUCGGGCACAAUAGCUGCCCGCGCCCAGGUGUGUCAGCAGGCCGAGCACAGCUUCGCAGGGAUGCCCUGUGGCAUCAUGGACCAGUUCAUCUCACUUAUGGGACAGAAAGGCCACGCGCUGCUCAUUGACUGCAGGUCCUUGGAGACCAGCCUGGUGCCACUCUCGGACCCCAAGCUGGCCGUGCUCAUCACCAACUCUAAUGUCCGCCACUCCCUGGCCUCCAGCGAGUACCCUGUGCGGCGGCGCCAAUGUGAAGAAGUGGCCCGGGCGCUGGGCAAGGAAAGCCUCCGGGAGGUACAACUGGAAGAGCUAGAGGCUGCCAGGGACCUGGUGAGCAAAGAGGGCUUCCGGCGGGCCCGGCACGUGGUGGGGGAGAUUCGGCGCACGGCCCAGGCAGCGGCCGCCCUGAGACGUGGCGACUACAGAGCCUUUGGCCGCCUCAUGGUGGAGAGCCACCGCUCACUCAGAGACGACUAUGAGGUGAGCUGCCCAGAGCUGGACCAGCUGGUGGAGGCUGCGCUUGCUGUGCCUGGGGUUUAUGGCAGCCGCAUGACGGGCGGUGGCUUCGGUGGCUGCACGGUGACACUGCUGGAGGCCUCCGCUGCUCCCCACGCCAUGCGGCACAUCCAGGAGCACUACGGCGGGACUGCCACCUUCUACCUCUCUCAAGCAGCCGAUGGAGCCAAGGUGCUGUGCUUGUGAGGCACCCCCAGGACAGCACACGACGGAGUCUGGCUCUGUCACCCUGUCUGGAGUGCGGUAACACGAUCUCGGUUCACUGCAACCUGCGCCUUCUGGGUUCAAGUGAUUCUCCUGCCUCAGCCUCCUGACUAGCUGGGACUACAGGCAUGAGCCACCAUGCCUGUCUAAUUUUUAGUAGAAACGGUUUCACCAUGUUAGCCAGGCUGGUCUUGAACUCCUGACCUCAAGCAGUCCACCUGCCUCGGCCUCUCAAUGUACAAAAUAAUCUUUUAAAGUGCUAUCUGAAAUUCA